Molecule: messenger RNA, 5925 nt
Organism: Empidonax traillii (willow flycatcher)
Lineage: Eukaryota; Metazoa; Chordata; Aves; Passeriformes; Tyrannidae
Gene: BTBD3
Product: BTB domain containing 3
Exons: 4
Coding region: 1034-2599 (521 amino acids)
Biological process (GO): neurogenesis; dendrite morphogenesis; cerebral cortex development
Cellular component (GO): cytosol
Molecular function (GO): protein binding
Source: RefSeq, a predicted model, not a curated record
GUUUUCUUCUGAUGUGGUGCAGCCGGUGUGGGGUGUAAGCUGGUUUAAUUAGCACCGCUCAGUGAUUUGGGACCCCUGUCAAAGGCUGUUACGUUAUCUGGAAACACAAGGAGUUAAAGCUGGAGCUGUGACCUCAUCUCUAUUCAUGUUACAGUGGAGCAGAAGCUGCGCUGAAAGGGGCUGUUUAACCGCAUCGCUGUCUUUGCUGCUGCUGCUGCUUGAUCGCUUUAAUUUGGUUCUGAGAUCUGUAGCGUGCUUUGCUGAACUCUUACAGAGGGGAUUAGUGGGAAUACUGGAGGCAAACCGAGCCGUGCUAAUAUCGAACGUCCGUAGAAAUAGCUCCUGCAGAAAUAUUUAGACUCAAAUACACCUUUCCACCCGAUUCCAACUUUUUUAUUGCUCCCCCGUGACAAUUCAGGCGGCACUGAGGAGGGCUCUCUCUCUUUCUCUCCCUCGCACACACACUCACACACGGUCCUGGCUUACGCAACCGUGCCGUGUGUUAUUUAAUUGCUUAUCUGUGCGUAGGAGAUGCCGAUUCAACUGCUGCGGCUUUAACGUGGGAGCGGCGCACGCCACAAUAGGUGUCACUGUGCGCGAAUCCAAUCGUUUUCCCUGGCUGCAGCCAUUGGCUCCAUCGGCGCGGCUGCGAUACCUUACUCCGCUCCCAUCCCUUCCACGCACAACUCCAGCUCGCUGAGCGCACUGGCAGCGCGACCGUGUGCCUCCUCACACCCCCUCCGGAGAGCCUGCUCCCCUCCCGGGGUGUAGCGCUUUCCCCGCGAUCCUGGCCGGGAAAUCUGGAGAGAAAUAAAGCUGGCGGGAAUGAUGGGGAUGUAUUUAACGAUUCAAGUACUGGAUCAAACUUAAAUGUUUGUUACAGUUUCUUACUCGGUGCGCUGGAAAGGUCACCUUGUCUUGCUGGAAAAGAAGCAAACUCUCAGCUCUGCUGCUUUCUGUGUAACAGCUUCCACGUGCAUUCUUUAAUGUUCCUGGCUAGUUAGGCUGUCGGGCUUUACAGACCGGUAUACUCAUGGUAGAUGAGAAAGGAAAGAACAUGAAAUGUCUCACCUUCUUCUUGAUGCUUCCAGAGACGGUCAAGAACAGGUCCAAGAAGAGCUCUAAGAAAGGAAAUAGCAGCGGCAGUAGCAGCAGCAAAUUGCCUCCAGUUUGCUAUGAAAUCAUUACCUUGAAGACCAAAAAGAAGAAGAAGAUGGCUGCUGAUAUUUUUCCCCGAAAGAAACCUGCCAACACUAAUACAACUGCUGUCCAGCAGUACCAUCAGCAAAAUCUCAAUAACAACAACACUAUUCCAGCACCCAAUUGGCAAGGACUUUAUCCAACCAUCAGAGAGAGAAAUGCAGUGAUGUUCAACAAUGACUUGAUGGCAGAUGUUCAUUUUGUGGUCGGGCCACCAGGUGGGACCCAGCGGCUGCCAGGACACAAAUACGUCCUGGCUGUUGGGAGCUCUGUAUUCCAUGCGAUGUUUUACGGAGAGCUUGCUGAGGACAAAGAUGAGAUCCGUAUCCCAGAUGUUGAGCCUGCUGCUUUCCUCGCCAUGCUGAAGUACAUUUACUGUGAUGAAAUCGAUCUGGCUGCCGACACCGUCCUGGCCACUCUUUAUGCUGCCAAGAAAUACAUCGUCCCUCACCUCGCCCGCGCCUGCGUCAACUUCCUAGAGACAAGUCUGAGUGCGAAGAAUGCCUGUGUGCUGCUUUCCCAGAGCUGCUUGUUCGAGGAACCCGACCUGACCCAGCGCUGUUGGGAAGUGAUUGAUGCCCAAGCCGAGCUGGCUUUGAAGUCUGAGGGGUUCUGUGACAUUGAUUUUCAGACACUUGAGAGCAUCCUCCGAAGGGAGACCCUGAAUGCCAAAGAAAUCGUCGUUUUUGAGGCGGCCCUGAACUGGGCCGAGGUGGAGUGUCAGCGGCAGGAGCUGACGGCGACCAUAGAGAACAAGCGCAAAGUCCUGGGGAAGGCCCUGUACUUGAUCCGCAUCCCCACCAUGGCUCUGGACGAUUUUGCCAACGGUGCCGCUCAGUCUGGGAUCCUGACCCUCAACGAGACCAACGACAUCUUCCUGUGGUACACGGCGGCCAAGAAGCCGGAGCUGCAGUUCGUCAGCAAGCCCCGGAAAGGCCUCGUCCCUCAGCGCUGCCACCGCUUCCAGUCCUGCGCUUACCGCAGCAACCAGUGGCGCUACCGGGGCCGCUGUGACAGCAUCCAGUUUGCCGUGGAUAAGAGGGUGUUUAUCGCCGGCUUCGGGCUCUAUGGCUCCAGCUGUGGGUCGGCAGAGUACAGUGCCAAGAUCGAACUCAAGCGACAAGGAGUUAUUCUGGGCCAGAACUUGAGUAAAUACUUCUCGGAUGGCUCUAGUAACACUUUCCCCGUGUGGUUUGAGUACCCGGUGCAGAUUGAGCCCGACACCUUUUACACAGCGAGCGUGAUUCUGGAUGGGAACGAACUCAGUUAUUUUGGACAGGAAGGAAUGACAGAGGUGCAGUGUGGGAAGGUGACUGUUCAGUUUCAGUGCUCUUCGGACAGUACAAACGGCACGGGGGUACAGGGAGGGCAAAUUCCCGAACUCAUCUUUUAUGCUUGAAUGAGAGCGUGUGGAGACAGAGCAUUUUGCCAUGAAGAACCUGUCAGGUUCAGGCCUCCUGACACUUAGCUUUUUAUCUGCAGAUGUGAUCAGUACAGGGAAUAUGUAAACGCUGUGGGCAAGUUCCUGGCUUGCUGUACUUGUAGCAUCGUUGGUGAUCAAGUUUAAAUGUAAUAUUUUAAACUGGAAGCUCUUAGAAACAAGUGAGUUUUAAAGGCUUUUUGUAGGAGGGUGCCUGUUUGCUGGUGAUGCUGACCUAUUCUUUGAUGCACCUGUGAAUCACCAGAGGACAUGCCCCUCUUGUAUCUCACUGAACACUGUCUUCAUUGAUCCCUUUUCUCUUUCUUCAUUUCCUGCUUUCCGCUUGUAAUUCUUUUGGGGAGGUAGGGGUAGAAAAUGAAGAGCCUUGUUUUAUGGCUCUCUCUGCUGUCUGCUCUGCAGACUUUGGAGAUUCCAGUAAGCCAAGCUGCUUCUGACCAUGGGAGCUGAAAGAAGUCCCUCAGUUUUAAGCAGAAAAGGUGGAGGUUUAAACCUCCAUCCUGUGAGAUUCUCCUGCAGCCAACUGUUUAAGAUGGCUACAGGGGAAGAUGGAGAGGAGGAGGCAUCUUUCAGGAAGCUACACAGCAUGCUGACCAUGUCCACAGUGCAUGGACAUGUUUACAGUGAGGAAGGGAUGUGGGCUUGGCAAGUAACCCUCGGAGUUCACUUACUAGGAAUCCCACCUUGAAGCCAAGGAGGUACUUGCACGUGUUCCAGUUGUAUAUGCAGCUCUUGAAACUCUACUCCCCUGACCUAGUUUUUGCUACAUUGAUUUGCUGCUUAAAUGGCUUUUCUUUGCUAAGUGAAUGGGAGUUAAUAUCAAUCAUCUGAUGAAGGAUAAGUUUUUGUUUGUUUGGGGUGGGGUUUUUUCUUCUUCCUAAACAUGGUAGAGGCAGAUCAUAGAGGAACAACAGAAUGUAUCAAUCCUGACUUGGACUUUUUUCUGUAAUAUGAGAUUUUAUUUUUUUUUUUCUUUUUAUUACCAGUCGCAAUUUAGACAAAGACAGAAGAUUCCCAGCUGUGGUCAUAUUACACUUAGUGUAUAUCAUCAGAUAGCAGUGAGGAGAAAGAAGUCUUCUCUAAUGUGUUAAUGUUGGAUCUCUUGCAACUGCUUAUGGCUACACAUCAAUCUGAGGAUUAUGUGGUACAGAACCCUUUCCUUGUCUGAAUUUCCUCUUCCCCCAAACUUCUUGUUGUAUGUCUGUAUCAUUUCUGGAAAAUAUUAGGGAUACUCCUUGUAUCAGGGAAGGAAGCCAGUAUAAAAAAGAACUACAGGUACUAUUUAAACAUGAGCAAAUCCUUCACCACUGCACUGGGACAGUUGUUCCUCAGAGACACACUACCUGUUGUAAAGCAUCUCAUUCUUCCUUCACCUCUGAAGUGGGUUCUGUUUGUUCCGUACGUUUUAACGAAACGAGAGGGACCAAAUGAUUCUUCAGACAGGCUGAAGAUAAAUGUUACAGUAUAUCACACAUUAAUGUAGCAUAACCCUAAAUUCACUUGUCAGUUCUGUAAUAAAAAUGUUUUUCUCCUAUGAUUUCUUACCAGUUUAAUGCUAUUACUCUGAGUGUUGCUGGACAGUUGGAAUCCUGGCCCCCGGCCAUCCUAAAGUGCCAAUACAUCUUUGCAGUGUCCGAAAUACCAUCUGAAGUAAGGAAAACUGGAGCAUAGACAUCAAACACUUUAUGGCCAAAGCCCAGAUCUUCUCUCUAGGUAAUAAAAGGAGAGCCAGGUAAAAAGCUACCCCUGCAGGAUUUAUGCCUUUCAUCCAUCUUAGCGUUUCAUGUUUUAUAUACAUACGUACAUGUGUGUGUAAGCAGAGCUCUCUCUGAAAUGUAAAUACCCUCAAAAUGCGGAGAAAAAUGUUUUGUUUUUUUGUAACAGAUGUACAUAAUCCAGACUGUUAGUGAAACCUAAACAGAAUGCUCCAUGGAAAACUCCCAGAGAGAGAUUUAAAAAAACCUCCAGUUAUUUAUAUUUAGAUCUGCAGCUGAAAAUAGGCAAGAGUAUAAAUGGUAUGGAGUGGAGGAAGAGUUGCUGAAGAGAUGGCAAAAAGGAAUCGAAGACCGUGAUGAGGUAAUGGUCAUCUACUUUUAGACAACAUCUGAGCAGCAGUUCAAUUUAUUUAGAUCCAUUUGAAAGCAGUGAAAGAUGCUAAUCAGCUGAUUAAGUUUUCUUAUGGCAAGCGGCUGAUGCAGAUCUAAUUUCUCGGAGUGAUGAUCAGACUGACAAGUUCCUCGUGGUAGCAAACUGCAUUCUAAGUCGUUUGGGGGAAAAAAUCAGGUGCCUCAGCUGGUGGGACAAGUCAGAGAAUAUCGCAUUGGUAUAACUUAGACUUGGGUCCUCACUUUUAAUUAAUUUUUUUUGGUUUUACUUACCUGUAAACAAAGGUGAACUGUCUGCUGUGUUCACUGGCUGGAACAGAAGUUCAGAAUACCCUGUAGCUGUAAUAUGUAGAAAAAUGAGCUGUUAUUUAAUUAUUUGCUUCUUUUAUGAAAUCCUUUUGACGAAGUAGGAUGAAAGCAACCUCUGGCUUAAUUCCUCUGAGUCCAUUCCAGGUUUUAGGAGCUGGUGCAUGUGAAGGUUUCCAGUAUGAAUGAUCAAACAAAAGCACCCCAAAACACCUUUUGAUGCUCCCAGUGUGACUUGUUUCUGAGUGCUACCUGAUGCUAACAAGUACUGGCAUAUAAGAAGGUGGCCAGCGCCAGUCACCUUGGGACAUCAGGGCACUUCAGUAGGUGUCUAAAUGUGGAUUUGGUUGGUUUAGCAGUAGCAUCCAAGCUUGAAUACAUUGACAUCUUGCAAGCAUCAGCCACAUCAGCCUGGAAUGUAAAUGUAGGGUCGAUAGAGAUCACCUCAUAGAUUCUGUCUUAAACUGUACCUGGCCAUCCUUGCUACUUGUAUCUUUGGUUUUCCUGGCAAGAGGAAUCUGUGAUAAGAGAGUAUAAUGUCAUAUACUUUCUUCAUAUCUAAAAUAGUAUUUAAGUAAACACUAAUUUCUACAUACGUAUUGCACUGAACUGUUUUGGGGUUUGUUUCCUUUUUUUUUUUGUUGUUGUUGUGAUGAACUCGGCUCACUUCAGGUCCCAGCACCCAUUUGUGCUGAAGCAGUGUUUGACCUUAGCAGGCUUACAGCAUUAUUUAUAAAGGACAGAUAUAUAUAUAAAUAUAUGAAGUACCUCAUGUUGAAUGUUAUUGUACUGUAUCUUUAAUGUCACAGUGCAGAUCUUGUUGGACUCAUGAAUGUGUAUAAUCACGCUAAACAUACAAAUAAAAAUGAUUCUUAA